Molecule: messenger RNA, 2118 nt
Organism: Gossypium raimondii (Peruvian cotton)
Lineage: Eukaryota; Viridiplantae; Streptophyta; Magnoliopsida; Malvales; Malvaceae
Product: scarecrow-like transcription factor PAT1
Exons: 2
Coding region: 341-1957 (538 amino acids)
Biological process (GO): regulation of DNA-templated transcription
Cellular component (GO): nucleus
Molecular function (GO): sequence-specific DNA binding; DNA-binding transcription factor activity
Source: RefSeq, a predicted model, not a curated record
GCUUUCUUAUAAAUUGAAGGCUAAUACAGCUUAGGAGGUUGGGGAUUGAUUUUUUGUUCUUGCCACUUUGUAGUUUGAGAUUCUCCUUUUGUUCUUUGAAACCCCAAACUUAGCACCAAAACUUUUAGUUUAGAAGUGGAAUCAAAAUAAGAAUUCAUCCGGUUCUUCUCUUUGAUGUGUUAUUCGUGCCAAGCAGCAGUUGUUGGAAAUGGUUGGGUGAUUUAACUUAUUCAUAAUAACAGUGCUAUCGGUUAAAUACGGAGGUACUUUAUCAGAAAGGUUUUGCAGUGCUCCGUUGUUGUCUUUUGACUCGUAGGAUUAAAUAAAAGAAACUUCUGCAAUGCAAACGUCUCAGAAACAUAAAAUUACAGGCAAGUGCAUUGACUGGCCCGUGCAAGAGCUGGAGUCCUAUUGUUGGCCUCCCAACCAGAGCUUAGAGCCAUACCAGUCAGGUUCUGAUGAUGGCAGCAAUAGUGUGCAACAUUCAGUUCCUAACCUGGAGCGAUACUGCACCCUUGAUUCAUCGUCCAGUAUGCAGAAUUCUUCUUCGACAGCCAGUUUUUCACCCGAUGGCAGUCCUGUUUCGCAGCAAAACUACACUUACCCAUUGGACCUUCAUUCCCCGGAAAAUACGUGUGCUUCACCAAUAAGUGGUUCUUGUGUAAUAGACAAUGAAAAUGACUUGGGGCUUAUGAUAAGACAACUGGAAACUGCUAUGCUAGGCAUCGAUUCAGGUGAUCUUGACCUUCAUGCAAUAGCAGCUUCUGGCAGAGCCACUAAAGUUUCCGUAGAAGCGGAGAGGUGGAAAUACAUGAAAGAGAUGAUCGCCAGAGGGGACCUGAAAGAACUGCUUUGUACUUGUGCCAAAGCUAUAGAAAGUAACGAUAUGUAUAUGACUGACUGUUUGAUUGCGCAAUUACGUCAAAUGGUGUCAGUUUCGGGUGAACCAAUGCAACGACUAGGAGCCUACUUGUUGGAAGGGCUUGUUGCACGGUUGGCUUCUUCAGGAAGUUCUAUUUACAAAGCCCUAAGAUGCAAAGAGCCUGCCAGUCCUGAACUGCUUUCAUACAUGCACAUCCUCUAUGAAAUCUGCCCGUAUUUCAAGUUUGGCUAUAUGUCAGCAAACGGGGCAAUUGCUGAAGCCAUGAAAGAAGAAAGUAGAGUCCAUAUAAUUGAUUUUCAGAUUGCCCAAGGAAGCCAAUGGUUGACCCUAAUCAAUGCUCUUGCUGGUCGAUCCAGAGGACCUCCAAGCAUCCGUAUAACAGGCAUUGAUGACCCUACAUCAGCUUUUGCCAGAGGAGGAGGACUUGAAAUAGUGGGGCAGAGACUACGCAAACUUGCUGAGUCAUGUAAGGUACCCUUUGAGUUCCAUGCUGCUGCUAUUUCUGGCACUGAGGUUCAACUUGAAAACCUUGGUAUUCAACCUGGUGAAGCCAUUGCUGUAAAUUUUGCCAUGAUGCUGCAUCACAUGCCAGAUGAAAGUGUGGACACUCAGAACCAUCGGGACAGACUGUUGAGGUUGGCCAAGAGUUUGUCCCCAAAGGUGGUGACGCUCGUUGAGCAUGAAGCAAAUACAAAUACCGCCCCCUUCAUUCCCCGUUUCCUAGAGACAAUGGGUUAUUUUUCGUCUAUCUUUGAAUCGAUUGAUGUUAGCCUGCCAAGAGAACACAAGGAGCGAAUCAACGUUGAACAGCACUGUCUGGCCCGGGAGAUUGUCAACAUUAUAGCAUGUGAAGGGCAAGAGAGAGUGGAACGUUAUGAACUUUUUGGGAAAUGGAGAUCAAGGUUUAUUAUGGCUGGCUUUACACCCUCUCCAUUAAGUCCAUUUGUAAAUGCUACCAUCAAAACUCUGCUGCAAAGCUAUUGCGAUAAGUAUACUCUUGAAGAGAGAGAUGGCGUUCUUUAUCUCGGCUGGAUGGAUCGAGCUAUAAUUGCUUCUUGUGCAUGGAGAUGUUAACCGAAGGAUAGCUGUUCUUUACAUUUCAUCUUUGGCAUACUCAGGAUUAGCACUUAAUUUGAUGAGAAUGUCCUUUUCAGGGAUGUAAUGAAAACAAGUCCUUUGUACAACUAAAUGUUAGUCAUAAAUUCUAGUGGUUAACUGUUGCAGCUUGUCUUGCA